This is a messenger RNA of Bolinopsis microptera, 678 nucleotides long. Its product is annotated as thioredoxin-related transmembrane protein 1-like. Gene Ontology annotation, molecular function: disulfide oxidoreductase activity. Bases 1 to 678 code for a protein of 225 amino acids. Gene Ontology annotation, cellular component: endomembrane system. The transcript has a single exon. Lineage: Eukaryota; Metazoa; Ctenophora; Tentaculata; Lobata; Bolinopsidae. The record is from RefSeq and is a predicted model, not a curated record.
AUGAAUAAACUCUUGGUUCUCUCCUGCACUCUUAUCUUAGUCAGCAGUGAAGUAGUUGUACUAACAGACGACAACAGUCACAUCAUCCAAGAUGGAGACUGGUUUAUCAAGGCGUACGCACCAUGGUGUGGCGCAUGCAAGUCCAUCGCGCAAUCCUGGAUCCAACUAGGAGCUUGGGCUGAAGACAAGGAAUACAACAUAGCCGAGAUAGACAUCACUGUGGGUUAUAGUCUUAGUAACCAACUUCUUGUCACUAGAAUACCCACGUUGUUCCAUGUUAAGGAUGGAGUUUUCAGAACCUAUCAAGGUGCCAGGAAGAUUAAUGUGUGGAAGAAGUUCUUGGAAGAGGGUGAGUGUCAUAGUUUGGAGCCUAUGAGUUGGUACAGACGACCUGGAUCUGUUACAAUGCAGAUGUUUGGAUAUCUUGUAUCCUUUGCUAUCAAGGUCAAUGACAUGCACGAUUACCUCACCAAACAAGCGAAUGUACCAGUGGUUGCCUCAAUCAUUAUCCUUAUAGCUAUUCCAAUUGUGGCGAUGAUAGCUCUGUUUUUAGUGACAGUUUGGGGUAUUCACUCAGUGUUUGGUAAACCAAAGCAAGCGCACACGAUAGGACUGCAGCGCUCGCAGCCACGUCCUGUCAGUCAGGAGGAGGAAGAGGAAGACAAGAAGGUUCAGUGA